Molecule: messenger RNA, 3477 nt
Organism: Macaca mulatta (Rhesus monkey)
Lineage: Eukaryota; Metazoa; Chordata; Mammalia; Primates; Cercopithecidae
Gene: CSF3R
Product: colony stimulating factor 3 receptor
Cellular component (GO): membrane
Molecular function (GO): protein binding; cytokine receptor activity
Source: RefSeq, a predicted model, not a curated record
CCAAGGCAGGAAGGCUGCCCGGGCCUCACCAGCUUCCCUCACAGGCUCCUUCCUGGGAGGAAGGGGCUGCCUGUGCCCUCGAAGGCGCAAGGGAGGGUAGGAGGGAGGCUCGGAAGGUGUUGCAAUCCCCAGCCCCCGGGCCUGUCAGAGGCCGAGCCAUUAACGACAGAGCUCGGGGAGAGAAGCUGGACUGCAGCUGGUUUCAGGAACUUCUUUUGACGAGGAGAAGAGAGACCAAGGAGAUCAAGCAGGGUCCGGGCCAGAGGCUCCAACAUGGGGAAACUGAGGCUUGGCUCGGAAAGGUGAAGUAACUUGUCCAAGGUCACAAAGCAGCUGGGAUAAAUUGACCCUCCGGUGGACAGCUCUGAGAAGUGUUCUACAUGGCUCUUGGGAAGGUUCCAGCAGGACAGAGCCCCAGUUGUCCAUAGAGGCGCAGUGCAAAGCCCUUGACUUGCAUCAUUUUGUGUCUUCCUCCCAAAGUCCCAUGAAGUAUAGGCUGCUGUUACUUCCAUUUUGCAAAGAAACUAAGGCUCAGAGAAGUCAAGCAACCUAGUCAAAGCUGCACAGUGACAGACAAGGAUUAAGAUCAGCUCUGACUCCAAAGCCCAUGGUCUUAAACAAACCUCCUGCCUCCAGGUGAACAUCAAGUUGGCACUAUGGCAAGGCUGAGAACCUGCAGCCUGACUUGGGCUGCCCUGAUCAUCCUGCUGCUCCCCGGAAGUCUGGAGGAGUGCGGGCACAUCAGUGUCUCAGCCCCCAUCGUCCACCUGGGGGAUCCCAUCACAGCCUCCUGCAUCAUCAAGCAGAACUGCAGCCAUCUGGACCUGGAGCCACAGAUUCUGUGGAGACUGGGAGCAGAGCUUCAGCCCGGGGGCAGGCAGCAGCGUCUCUCUGAUGGGAGCCAGCAAUCUACCAUCACCCUGCCCCACCUCAACCACACUCGGGCCUUUCUCUCCUGCUGCCUGAACUGGGGCAACAGCCUGCAGAUCCUGGACCAGGUUGAGCUGCGCGCAGGCUACCCUCCAGCUGUACCCCGCAACCUCUCCUGCCUCAUGAACCUCACAACCAGCAGCCUCAUCUGCCAGUGGGAGCCAGGACCUGAGACCCACCUACCCACCAGCUUCACUCUGAAGAGCUUCAAGAGCCGGGGCAACUGUCAGACCCAAGGGGAUUCCAUCAUGGACUGCGUGCCCGAAGACGGGCAGAGCCACUGCUCCAUCCCACGCAGACACCUGCUGUUGUACCAGAAUAUGGGCAUCUGGGUGCAGGCGGAGAAUGCGCUGGGGACCAGCAUGUCCCCACAACUGUGCCUUGAGCCCAUGGACGUCGUGAAACUGGAGCCCCCCAUGCUGCGGACCAUGGACCCCAGCCCUGAAGCGGCCCCUCCCCAGGCAGGCUGCCUACAGUUGUGCUGGGAGCCAUGGCAGCCAGCCCUGCACAUAAAUCAGAAGUGUGAGCUGCGCCAUAAGCCACAGAGUGGAGAAGCCAGCUGGGCACUGGUGGGCCCCCUGCCGUUGGAGGCCCUUCGGUAUGAGCUCUGUGGGCUCCUCCCAGCCACGGCCUACACCCUGCAGAUACGCUGCAUCCGCUGGCCUCUGCCUGGCCACUGGAGCAACUGGAGUCCCAGCCUGGAGCUGAGAACUACUGAACGGGCCCCCGCUGUCAGACUGAACACAUGGUGGCGGCAGAGGCAGCUGGACCCCCGGACAGUGCAGCUGUUCUGGAAGCCAGUGCCCCUGGAGGAAGACAGCGGACAGAUCCAAGGUUAUGUGGUUUCUUGGAGACCCUCAGGCCAGGCUGGGGCCAUCCUGCCCCUCUGCAACACCACAGAGCUCAGCUGCACCUUCCCCCUGCCUUCAGAAGCCCAGGAGGUGGCCCUUGUGGCCUAUAACUCAGCCGGGACCUCCUGUCCCACCCCAGUGGUCUUCUCAGAGAGCAGAGGCCCAGCCCUGACCAGACUCCAUGCCAUGGCCCGAGACCCUCACAGCCUCUGGGUGGGCUGGGAGCCCCCCAGUCCAUGGCCUCGGGGCUAUGUGAUUGAGUGGGGCCUGAGCCCCCCCAGCACGAGCAAUAGCAACAAGACCUGGAGGAUGGAACAGAACGGGAGCGCCACGGGGUUUCUGCUGCAGGAGAACAUCAGGCCCUUUCAGCUCUAUGAGAUCACUGUGACUCCCUUGUACCAGGACGCCAUGGGACCCUCCCAGCAUGUCUAUGCCUACUCCCAAGAAAUGGCCCCCCGCCAUGCCCCAGAGCUGCAUCUAAAGCACAUUGGCAAGACCUGGGCACAGCUGGAGUGGGUGCCUGAGCCCCCUGAGCUGGGGAAGAGCCCCCUUACCCACUACACCAUCUUCUGGACCAAUGCUCAAAACCAGUCGUUCUCCACCAUCCUGAAUGCCUCUUCCCGUGGCUUUGUCCUCCAUGGCCUGGAGCCCGCCAGUCUGUAUCACAUUCACCUCAUGGCUGCCAGCCAGGCCGGCGCCACCAAUGGUACAGUCCUCACCCUGAUGACCUUGAUCCCAGAGGGAUCCGAGCUACACAUCCUCCUGGGCCUGUUCGGCCUCCUGCUCUUGCUCUCCUGCCUCUGUGGAACUGCCUGGCUCUGCUGCAGCCCCAGGAAGAAUCCCCUCUGGCCAAGUGUCCCAGACCCAGCUCACAGCAGCCUGGGCUCCUGGGUGCCCACUAUCAUGGAAGAGGAGGCCUUCCAGCUGCCUGGCCUGGGCAUGCCACCCAUCACCAAGCUCACAGUGCUGGAGGAGGACGAGAAGAAGCCACUGCCCUGGGAGUCCCAUAACAGCUCAGAGACCUGUGGCCUCCCCACUCUGGUCCAGACCUAUGUGCUCCAGGGGGACCUAAGAGCAGCUUCCGCCCAGCCCCAAUCCCAGUCCGGCACCAGCAAUCAGGUCCUCUACGGGCAGCUGCUGGGCAGCCCCACAAGCCCAGGGCCAGGGCACUAUCUCCGCUGCGACUCCACUCAGCCCCUCUUGGCGGGCCUCACCCCCAGCCCCAAGUCCUAUGAGAACCUCUGGUUCCAGGCCAGCCCCCUGGGGACCCUGGUAACCCCAGCCCCAAGCCAGGAGGACGACUGUGUCUUUGGGCCACUGCUCGACUUCCCCCUCCUGCAGGGGAUCCGAGUCCAUGGGGUGGAGGGGCUGGAAAGCUUCUAGGGCUUCCUGGGGUUCCCUUCUUGGGCCUGCCUCUUAAAGGCCUGAGCUAGCUGGAGGAGAGGGGAGGGUCCAGAAGCCCAUGACUAAAAACUACCCCAGCCCAGGUUCUCCCCAUCUCCAGCCACCAGCAUCCCCUCUCCCGCCAGUCUCCAUAGGCUGGGCCUCCCAGGCAAUCUUCAUACUUUAAGGACCAGAUCAUGCUCCAUCCGGCCCCACCCAAUGGCCUUUUGUACUUGUUUCCUAUAACUUCAGUAUUGUAAACUAGCUUUUGGUUUGGAGUUUUUGUUAUUGUUUAUAGACACUCUUGGGUGUA